Molecule: messenger RNA, 438 nt
Organism: Racocetra persica
Lineage: Eukaryota; Fungi; Glomeromycota; Glomeromycetes; Diversisporales; Gigasporaceae
Source: the annotation of a GenBank genome assembly
AUGGGUAUAUAUAAAACUGCUAAUGAUAUUGUUAGUUCUAUCGAAUCUAUACUUGAAGAAUUUGGUCUAGAAAGAAGUAAAAUAUUAAGUAUAACUACAGAUAAUGGCUCUAAUGUUAAAUUAGCUAUUAUACGAUUAUCAGAAAGACUUUUAGUCUCAAGCCUAAUUGUUAAUAUUUUUUGUGCUAUAUAUAUGUUGCAGUUAAAUAUUGAAGCAGGUUUGGAGUUCAAUGAAUUAAACAGAAAUACAAGUCAAGUUGAAAAUGAUACAAGCUCACCUAAAGAAGAGGCUGCAAAAGAGACAAAAUCAGCAAUAAAAAACCUUUUCUUCUCAGUUUGGCAGCAGUAUAAUAAAUAUGUAAAGCAAACAACAAUUAACAAAUAUCUUAUGUUUCCUGAAAUUGAACUAACAGAAACAAAUGAUCUAUUUUUUUGGUAG